Telopea speciosissima is the source of this 2291-nucleotide messenger RNA. RefSeq lists its product as uncharacterized. NCBI's taxonomy places the organism in Eukaryota, Viridiplantae, Streptophyta, Magnoliopsida, Proteales, Proteaceae. The transcript is spliced from 6 exons. The coding region runs from base 144 to 2291 and encodes 715 amino acids. The record is from RefSeq and is a predicted model, not a curated record.
GGGCUUGCGUGGACUGCAACUUAACUUGGUUUUGGGAUUCUAGAUGCAGUAGUUCGAAGUUUUUUUUUUUUGGCGCUCGAAGUAGUAGAAGCUGAGUUUUGUAGCUGAGGUUAUGCUGGAUUUGCUCGAGUUUUCUUCUUAUAAUGCAUAACUCGCCGAAUGAAGAUCAGAACAAGCAGGAUCAGAUGAAAAAAACUGAAAUGGAGGACUCUAGUAGAAUGACAAUUGUUUUUCUUCGUGCUCGGUUGCAAUCUGAAAGAUCUGUAUCAAAAACUGCAAGACAAAGAGCUGAUGAAUUGGCUAAAAGGGUGGUGGAGCUGGAGGAACAACUAAAAGCGGUGACUCUUCAAAGAAAGAAAGCUGAGAAAGCAACUGCUGAGAUUCUUGCAGUUUUAGAAAAGCAUGGGUUCAGUGACUUCUCUGAGACAUUUGAUUCAAACUCUGACCAAGAAGGUAUCCUCUGUGAAUCUAAGGAGGGUACUGAAUCUCCAAAUAAACUGGAAAGCUCCAUGAUUUCGAAAGCAAGGAUGAACAAAUUGGAGGAGUUAUCUGGUUUGGAGCAGAGAGGUUCUCCUGAAUCUGGAAGAAGUUUAUCUUGGAAAAGCUGCCCAGAUAGUCCAACUUCUCUCAAAUCGGAGUACAUGGGUCAGGCCAGGAGGAAGCGGAGCAGUUUCAUUUCUAGUGGUGGAUCUUCUUCAAGAAGAAAUUUGGGUAAAUCAUGCCGCCAGCUAAAGCGAAAAGAAACGAGAUCAGGAGCUGAUGAAGUGAGAGGUGAGUCUUUCCAGCAUGAUGCUCAAGGAAGUGGAGAAUCUAAGAGGGUAGGAGUCACUUCCAAUGGCUCUAAAGAUGGAUCAGUGGAGACCACGGAAGACAGAUUUCAAAAUAAGGAAGCGAAAGUGUUUCUUGAAGAUAUGGAAAGGGCACUAGAACAUCAGGCACAGCUCAUUGUUCAAUAUGAAGCAGAAGAAAACGCUCAGAGAGAGUGGGAGGCGAAGUUCACAGAAAAUAUCAACUGUAUUCUGGAUUCAUGUGAACCUGGGAAUCAGUCUGAUAUCACUGAAGAGAGGGAUGAGACAAGGCCAGAAACUGUUGAUCCAGUUGACACGAUUCCAUCGUAUUUCCAAGUGAGGUCAGAGGCAGAAUAUGUUUGUCACAGUGAAGAUGCAGUAGGCAAGCCCCUGGUCAAUGGAGUUGUUCCUACAGUGCAUUCUCAGAUGGGUUGCCUACCGGUUCAACAACAGAGUGGCAGCAGCAGCAGCAUGGUUGAUGAAUUUUCCCCUAGUUUCUCUUUUCCAAGACAUUUGAAAACAGAAAGUAACACCAAGGGGAAGAAAAAAUUGGAGUUGUUGGAGAACUCUCUUCAUCAACCUUUGCAUGGGUCCUCUGAGCAUCAUCCUGUGCAGAAAUCCUCAUCUCAUGCGAAGAAGAGUUUUUGUGAAGUAGAAUCAUCAGUUAGGCAGAACAAACCUCAACCUGUGACGUUACAUGAAACAAAAGAUGGCUUGGAGGGUGUGUUGGAGGCACUUCGACAUGCAAAGUCAUCUCUUAAACAUGAAAUCAAUAUCAAUAGAUUGCCAUUGUCAAGCCAAGGAGGGCCUAUGGUGAGAGCAACAGAUGCUCCUUUUCCGGCAAUUAAGGCCGGGGAUGCCAUGGAGAUUCCAGUUGGAUGUGCCGGGUUGUUCAGAGUACCAAAGGAUUUGAAUGUCGAAACUACUCAUAAUUCACAGAUCAGCUUGCUGGAGCCUUUUUCUGAUUCUCAUCUAAGCUCAACAAGGUAUUAUCCCAAUGUGGGCGUUGGAGGUGUUGCCAGUGAUAAAUACACUGCCAGACUUUACCUGGAGAAUGGGCCAAGUAGUUCUACUCAAAAGUCAUAUAUUGAUCCUUACAUGGACAUGAGCAUGAGACUACCUGCAUCCAGUAGACACACCUAUCCUUCAUACGCAGAUUUGGUCCCGAGAAUGCCUUCUGGCUAUGGUGAUGGAAUUCAAAGACAAUCUAGUGUAGGAACUGCAAUACCUUCUGGCUAUGGUGAUGGAAUUCAAAGACAAUCUAUUGUAGGAACUGCAAUGCCUUCUGGCCAUGGUGAUGGAAUUCAAAGACAAUCUAGUGUAGGAACUGCAAUGCCUUCUGGCUAUGGUGAUGGAAUUCAAAGACAUUCUAGUGUAGGAACUGCAAUGCCUUCUGGCUAUGGUGAUGGAAUUCAAAGACAAUCUAGUGUAGGAACUGCAAUGCCUUCUGGAGAUCAUUAUUACACUUUCCAUGAUCAGAUCAGGCCAAAUAUACGUAGAUAA